This is a messenger RNA of Debaryomyces fabryi, 3387 nucleotides long. It is a transcript of the gene SET3, whose product is annotated as histone-binding protein. NCBI's taxonomy places the organism in Eukaryota, Fungi, Ascomycota, Pichiomycetes, Serinales, Debaryomycetaceae. The transcript has a single exon. The record is from RefSeq and is a predicted model, not a curated record. Bases 1 to 3387 code for a protein of 1128 amino acids.
AUGAGUAAUAAUAAUAACAAAGAGGAAGAACAACUUUUACAAGAUGCAUCGACUUUAUUAAUGUUUGCUAAUGUGGCAGCUAAACAACAACAAGAACAGCUUGGACAUAAGGCAUCACCAACACCGCCACCUUCACAAAUGCCAGUCCCAACUUUACAAUCGAAUCCACAGUCUCAACAUUCAUCAAUAUCGCCUCCGAGCCUGUUUCAGCCUUUGAGAACACCACAACAACCCUUUGGGCAACAACUUCAACUGCCGUUGCAACAACAGCAGAUCCCUAAUCAUUCACAGCCAUACCAACCACAGCAUCAUAUAUAUAAUGGUAAUAACUCACCUCAAACGGAUAGAAUACAGGAAACAUUUAAAUUACAGCAGACAUACAUAACAUCAGGAGGCAAAGUAACUCCUCCUUCACAUGCCAAAUCUUUACCUGAAUCAUCCAGGUCAUCUAUUUCGGAUCAUGCGAUGAAACCAACUGACUCUGCUCAAUAUCAUGAACGAGGGUUACCAGUACAUAGUAAUUUUGUUCAGCAAGGACACAAGCGAUCAUUGUCAUCUCCGGGAAUGGAGGCAACGUCAAUGACUCAAAGCCCACCUAUAUUGAGUAGCCAUUCUCCAGGUCCUGCAAGUAUUGCUUUGUCACGAGGAAUUAAUAUUGAAAGCGGUAAGCGGAAUAAUAAUAAUGCCAUGAUUGCAGCUGCUGCGCUAGCAGCUGCAGCUGAUAUUCCUUUGCCAUUAAUUAAAAAGAAUGAAGAAUCAGUAAAUCAGCACAGUGAAAUGCAGCCUGAAAAAUCGUUGCCUGAGGCUUCAUCGCUGGUGAAGGAUGAAAGCAUGAUUGAGAAUCGAGCAGAUGAAUCAGUUAUGACGGAACCAGAGGAAGAAGAUAUAAAUGAAACAGACGACGAACAGCAGUCAAAACCGAACACAGAUGUCAAAUCUCCUGGUAUAAACAAUAAUGAUAUGGAAACAGUACAUAUUAAGAAAAAGGCGGAAGAAGAAAAACUUCAUACGUUACCUUCAAAAACCUUGACUCCAACGCCGAUUGAAGCUGAUGAUAAAACUAAUUUAAUCUCCGAAUCAGCCACUAAAGCUGAACCUGAAAUCUCUACUAAAGUACAGUUCAGACCACCACCGUUGUCCUCUUACCAAGUGGAUCCAGAUGCGGGACUUAUAGGAUGUAUAUGUGGUAUUGAAGAUGAUGAUGGGUUUACUAUACAAUGCGAUGUAUGCUUUCGCUGGCAACAUUGCUUAUGUAUGGAUUUUGGAACCAAUGAUGAAGUUCCUGAAGAUGAGUAUAAAUGUUAUUAUUGUGAUGAAGCAAAAUGGGGCAAAUUCGACGCUGAUCGGUGUAGGUCGAGUACCUUGAAAAGGUUGGAACUUGAGAAAAUAUCUGAUAAAAACGAGCAAACUGAAGAUAUUAAGCCAUCAAACAAGAGGAAGCAUCUGAGUUCUGAUUCUAAAAACGAAGAAAAAAAGAAAAGAAAAUCAACGGAGAAACAUAGUGACAAUAAUCAAGAGAAGAAUGAUGACAAAAAGCCGUUUGCAAAGCUGGAAACGAAUAAUUCUACUAAUGAUACCAUAGUUUCUGCCACUGAUUUUUUACCAAAUAAGAGUAAUGAAUUGCUAGAUAACGGGAUUUCAGCAGAACCAUACCAAUCUGUGUAUUAUAAAUUAAAAGGUAACGAUUAUAAGAAAACUUCUGUUAAGUCUUUACUAGAUAAAAUUGGUACUCAGUUCUAUAAUAAAUUUUGUCAAUUAAACAAAAAUGAACAAGACUUAUGUUCACUACAAGUAAUGGCAUCCAAUGAAUUUAAGAAUUUAAAAUUCAGCAGUAUAGUACUACCAAAUCAAGAUGCAUAUCUACGGGAAAAUAAAGAGUUGCGUAAAAAACAAAAGAACUGUAAUGGAACAUCUAUCCAGGUCAAAUUAUAUGCCGAAAAUCAGAAACAAAAGUUCAAUGGCAUUACAAGGUAUGGUGUAUUUAUAACAGACAAAGCCCUUAAAUAUGAAAAAGAAAUAACCAUACCUCAAGAAACACCAAUAAUUGAAUACUUGGGCGAGAUCGAUUUGUUCGAUAAUUACAAAAAUGACCAAAUAAACCAAUAUUCGGCUUUUGGAACUCCCAAGCCAAAAGUUCUCAAGGUUAAUAUGAAGAUAUUGUCAAGCGAAGAAGAAAAUGAAUCAUUAGAAAUUGUAUCGGAUUCGAGGUUUGUUGGUAAUGAAUCGAGGUUUAUCAGAAAAGCAUGUCCAGCAACAAGCAAUUGCAAAAUCAAGCCAAUUUACAUUCCAGAAACUAACUCUUUUAGGCUCUUGGUCGUCACAUCUAAACCAAUUGUAUUGUCUUCCAAUACAAAUGAAGAGGAGUUAAGGCUAGAUUGGGAAUGGGAUUACCUUCACCCAAUAAGAAGGAUGAAUGCCGCUAAAAACUCGAAAUCCCAAGAUCCUGUCGAACCACUCAAGUUUGAACAAUUUUCUGACCAUGACAAAGCAUAUUUAAUAACGUCGAUUGAUAAUAUACUUCAUUUUGUUGAAUGUGGGUGCAGUACCGCCGGUUCUGGGAUAAUACAAAAUGGAUGUGCGAUAUUCAAGGUGAAAAAGGCCACUUCCUAUCUUUUAAGAUCUACAAGAAAAGCAUCUAAUAUAAGUAACAUUAAUCUUUCAAAGUCUCGUGAGGAGUUGAUAAUUCCGAAAAAACAAAGAAAUUUCGUAUCAUGGGAAGAGAGGCUAGUAGAGAGAGAUAGAAUUAUUCAGAUGGAUUUGCAUGUUACAACCAAUGAAGGUAAUGUUGAUCCAAUAGGUGACAACCCUGAGAAUAACCAAGAGUCUAAUGAAGAUAAUGGUACGCUUAAACAAAAACAUGAUACUGCUAUUUCUAAUGAUUCAGAGGCUUCAAAUGAUCAUGCAUCUCUCUUCUUUACUCUUCCAUUUAAACACCAGCUAAUUGCUAAGGGUAAGAGGUUGAUAAAAAAGGUCGAACGCGAUGAGUUAAAACAUGACACAGAUAUGAAAACUGAUGUUGAGAAGAGUGUACCUGAGAAAAUGUCCGAAUUACUGUCAAUUUCGGUACCAGUUGUGCCUGAACUAGUUGUUAAAAUACGUCAAACCCUUGAUAAGGAAAUUCAGCCAAUUAAUGAAAUUAAGGAAGAUAUUGAAGCAGUGGAAACUACUAGCAAUGUUAAAGCCGAACCAGUCCUUUCUAAAUCGAAUAACUCGCUGUUUGUUACGCUAAAUUCGGUUGUAACUCCAACACAGUCAGCGGGCAAUAAAGCUGAGAAUUCAGGACUAUCGACUGUUGAUACAACAGAAGACAAGGCUAGCGAAGUACCACGACCUCUUCCUACAGUGAAGAAAUUAUCAUUUGCUGAUUAUAAAAAGAAAAUGAAGUAA